Molecule: messenger RNA, 956 nt
Organism: Staurois parvus
Lineage: Eukaryota; Metazoa; Chordata; Amphibia; Anura; Ranidae
Source: the annotation of a GenBank genome assembly
GGUGCGGGCGAGUCUGGCAAGAGUACAAUCGUCAAACAGAUGAAAAUUAUCCAUGAGGACGGAUAUUCAGAGGAAGAGUGCCGGCAGUACCGCGCCGUGGUAUACAGCAACACCAUUCAGUCCAUCAUGGCCAUCAUCAAAGCCAUGGGCAACCUGAAGAUAGACUUCGGAGAGUCAGCCCGGGCAGACGAUGCACGGCAGCUGUUUGCACUGGCCUGCACGGCGGAGGAGCAGGGUAUAUUGCCGGAUGAUUUGGCCGGAGUGAUUCGCAGGCUGUGGGCAGACCAGGGUGUCCAGGCCUGCUUCAACCGUUCCCGGGAGUACCAGCUGAAUGACUCUGCGGCAUAUUAUCUCAAAUGACCUGGAGCGAAUCGCACGGUCGGAUUUACGUGCCGACGCAGCAGGACGUCCUGAGGACGAGAUUGUGAAGACCACGGGGAUUGUGGAGACGCAUUUCACUUUUUAAAGACCUUCAUUUCAAAAUGUUCGAUGUCGGUGGACAGAGGUCCGAGCGUAAGAAGUGGAUCCAUUGCUUCGAGGGAGUGACGGCCAUCAUUUUCUGUGUGGCUCUCAGUGCCUACGACCUCGUCCUGGCAGAAGAUGAGGAGAUGAAUCGGAUGCACGAGAGUAUGAAAUUGUUUGACAGCAUCUGCAACAACAAAUGGUUCACGGAGACCUCCAUCAUCCUCUUCCUCAACAAGAAGGAUCUGUUCGAGGAGAAGAUCACACAGAGCCCCCUCACCAUCUGCUUCCCCGAGUACACUGGCGCCAACCAGUACGAUGAGGCCGCCAGCUACAUCCAGAGCAAAUUUGAAGAUCUGAACAAGAGGCGGGACACCAAGGAGAUCUACACACAUUUCACCUGCGCUACUGACACAAAGAACGUCCAGUUUGUGUUCGACGCCGUCACAGACGUCAUCAUCAAAAAUAACCUGAAGGACUGCGGCCUGUUCUAA